Molecule: messenger RNA, 1926 nt
Organism: Fundulus heteroclitus (mummichog)
Lineage: Eukaryota; Metazoa; Chordata; Actinopteri; Cyprinodontiformes; Fundulidae
Product: aldehyde dehydrogenase 2 family member
Exons: 13
Coding region: 72-1625 (517 amino acids)
Molecular function (GO): aldehyde dehydrogenase (NAD+) activity
Source: RefSeq, a predicted model, not a curated record
UGACCAAAGAAGGAGGAACCUAGAAGAAGACAUUCCGUCUUCGUGGUUUACUACGUGAAGGAACGCUCAGCAUGCUCGGCACCGUGCUUUCUCGGCUUGUCCCCCGACUGACCCGGCCCUUAGUCUGUCACUACGGGAGAGCUGUUCCUGUUCCGAGCGCUCAGCCGGAGGUCCAUUACAACAAGCUGUUUAUUAACAAUGAAUGGCAGGAUGCCAUGAGUGGGAAGACAUUUCCUACAAUCAAUCCGUCCACCGGAGAAGUCAUCUGUCAAGUUGCAGAGGCUGAUCAGGCAGAUGUAGACAAGGCAGUGAAGGCAGCACAUAAUGCCUUUAGGCUGGGCUCACCUUGGCGCCUUAUGGAUGCAUCUGAGCGGGGCCGGCUCCUUUACAGAUUGGCUGAUGCUAUUGAAAGAGAUUCUGCCUACCUUGCAGAGCUGGAGACUUUGGACAAUGGGAAGCCGUAUGUUAUCGCUUUUAACGCUGAUUUACCCUUGGUUGUGAAAUGUCUGAGGUACUAUGCAGGUUGGGCUGACAAGUGGGAGGGAAAGACCAUCCCCGUUGAUGGAGAUUACUUCACCUACACCAGACAUGAACCUGUUGGCGUCUGUGGACAGAUAAUACCUUGGAACUUCCCUCUGGUGAUGCAGGCCUGGAAACUUGGGCCGGCCUUAGCGACUGGUAAUACUGUUGUGAUGAAAGUUGCUGAGCAAACACCACUCACAGCACUCUAUGUGGCCAGUCUUAUUAAAGAGGUCGGUUUUCCUGAAGGUGUGGUAAAUAUCUUGCCUGGAAUGGGACCGACAGCUGGUGCGGCCAUUGCAAAGCACAUGGAUGUUGACAAGGUGGCCUUUACUGGAUCCACAGAGGUCGGUCAUCUGAUUCAACAGGCAGCAGGCAGCAGUAACCUGAAGAAAGUCACCUUGGAACUGGGAGGGAAGAGUCCGAAUAUUGUUUUGUCUGAUGCCAGCUUGGAUAAUGCUGUGGAGCAGUCCCACAUGGGCCUGUUUUUCAAUCAAGGCCAGUGUUGCUGUGCUGCCUCUCGACUUUUCGUCCAGGCAGAUGUCUAUGAUGAGUUUGUGGAGCGCAGUGUGGAGCGUGCUAAAAGAAGAGUGGUGGGAGACCCGUUUGACUUUAAGACUGAGCAGGGCCCUCAGGUGGAUCAGGAGCAGUUCAACAAGAUUCUUGGCUACAUCAGCAGUGGGAAGAGAGAAGGUGCCAAGCUGAUGUGUGGAGGAGGAGUGGCUGCAGACAGAGGCUACUUCAUACAGCCCACAGUGUUUGGAGAUGUCCAGGACAACAUGACCAUUGCCAGGGAGGAGAUCUUUGGUCCAGUGAUGCAGAUCUUGAAGUUUAAAACAUUGGAGGAAGUUAUAACCAGAGCAAAUGACACCAAAUAUGGACUUGCAGCUUCAGUUUUCACAAAUGACAUUGAUAAAGCCAACUAUGUGUCUAGUGGGCUCCGGGCUGGCACAGUCUGGAUAAACUGCUACAAUGUGUUUUCAGCCCAGGCUCCGUUUGGAGGCUACAAGGCCUCAGGAAAUGGCAGAGAGUUGGGGGAGUAUGGCCUGGAAGCCUAUACAGAAGUUAAAACGGUGACUAUCAAGGUGCCACAGAAGAAUUCAUAGACAUGUUCACUGAAGCUUGAGAUUUGCUGACAGAACAUGUCCAACUGUGAUGAGGAUCUUUUUGAUCUGCUUUGUUAUUCUGCUUUUAAUAUACUGCACAGAACAUAACAAAGGUGAAAUAAAACAUGUAUAAUGGAUCUUUUUCUUCCAUCUAUUAAAAAAAAUAAUUAUUGUUUGAGCCUUGUCAAUUGAUACCAUUACUGGAGCUAGUCAGUUGUAAUAAGAUUAGGAAGCCAGAAAUCACAAUACUGUAUUGUAACGCUACACAUUGAGGAAUAAACGACUAUUUCUGUAUAAAAGA